Molecule: messenger RNA, 885 nt
Organism: Acaulospora colombiana
Lineage: Eukaryota; Fungi; Glomeromycota; Glomeromycetes; Diversisporales; Acaulosporaceae
Source: the annotation of a GenBank genome assembly
CGUCACUAAGUAACUCGGAGAUUCGUGUCGUUGCUUUAAAUGAUCCUUUCAUGGACCUCGAAUACAUGGUUUACCUCUUCAAAUAUGAUUCAUCUCACGGGCGCUUCAAAGGCUCUGUCGAAGCCAGAAAUGGAAAGUUUGUCGUGAACGAUUACGAAAUUUCCGUCUUUUCAGAAAAAAAUCCCGCCGAUAUUAAAUGGGGUGAAGUCGGCGCGGACUACGUAGUUGAAUCUAGUGGCGUCUUCACAACCACCGAAAAGGCAUCGGCUCAUUUAAAAGGGGUUUGUAUCAUUAAUAUCGUUAUCGUGUCGAAGGUCAUUAUUAGCGCACCCAGUCCUGACGCACCAAUGUUUGUGGUCGGUGUAAACUUAGAUGAAUAUAAACCUGAAUACAAGAUUAUUUCCAAUGCUUCUUGUACUACCAAUUGCUUGGCACCUCUCGCAAAGAUUAUCCAUGAUAAAUUUGGUAUCGUAGAAGGAUUGAUGACCACAAUUCAUUCAACCACUGCCACUCAAAAGACCGCACUUUCAUUAUCUCGAGAUUUUAUUUUGCAUUAUAGGAUUGGAGAAGGGGAAGAGGUGCAGCCCAAAACAUCAUUCCAAGCUCAACCGGGGCAGCAAAAGCAGUUGGAAGGAAUUCCUACCACCAUCGUUUCAGCCGUUGACCUUACUGUACGUUUGGCGAAAGAAACGACUUACGAUGAAAUUAAGGCAGCCGUUAAGCAUGCGUCAGAGCACGAAAUGAAGGGAGUUCUUGCUUACACUGAAGAUCAGGUUGUAUCUACUGACUUCGUUAGUGACUCUCACUCUAGUAUUUUUGAUGCAAGUGCUGGCAUCCAGUUGAAUCCGUCAUUUGUCAAACUUGUUGCUUGGUAUGAUAACGAAU